AUGUCCACCACAAAACCCACAAUCCUCCACCUCGGCGACCCCAUAAAAUACAACCCAGACCUCUACACCACAUUCAGCACCCACUUCACCGUCCUCCGCCCCCCAACCCCCGAACGCACGCGCGAAUCAUUCAAGACCGCCCUGCGCGAAAACCGCUAUGGCUCGUUCACCGCAAUCCUCCGCCCCUUCUGGAACACCGGCGGCGAAAUGGGCAAGUGGGACAAAGAGCUCAUCGACCUGCUCCCGAAAUCAGUGAGGAUCUUUGCCUCUGCGGGGGCUGGCUUCGACUGGGUUGAUACGGGGUAUCUUGCUGAGAAGGGGAUAAUAUACUGCAACGGCGCCGCGGCAUCCUCGGAAUCCGUAGCAGACAUGGCCCUCUUCCUGAUCCUGGCCAGCUUCCGGAACCUCGCCUGGAGCCACAACGCCGCGAUCUCGCAGAACCCACGGGCGUUCCUGGACGCACAUCAGAAUAGUCCCCUCACGGCACGGAACCCGCGCGGCCACACGCUCGGCAUCAUCGGCCUCGGACAAAUCGGGCUCACAAUCGCGAAGAAAGUCCACGCCGCCUUUGGAAUGAAGAUCCUAUACCACGACAUCGUGCGCAAACCCACCGAGGUCGAGAGAAGCAUUGAUGGCACGUUCUACGCGACACUCGACGACAUGCUGGCUGAGUCCGACUGCGUCGUUGUCGCGACGCCCUUCGCGGGCGAGACGUUGCUAACCCGCGAGGUCUUCGGGAAGUUUAAGAGGGGGUCGCGGUUCGUGAAUAUUGCUAGGGGGUCGCUGGUUGAUGAGGAGGCGGUGCUGGGGGCUCUGGAGGAUGGGACGCUGGUGGGCGUGGGGAUGGAUGUGCACGCCGACGAGCCAAAUGUGCAUCCGCGGCUGGCGCGCCAUCCGAGGGUUAUGAUGAUGAGCCAUAAUGCGGGGGGCACGGUGGAUACGCACAUUGGGUUUGAGAGGCUGGCGAUGGAGAAUAUCCUGGCGUUUUUCAGGGAGGGGAGGGCGCUGACGCCUGUUAAUGCGCAUUUGGUUAGGAGUAGGAGUGUGCUGUAG
Aspergillus mulundensis is the source of this 1053-nucleotide messenger RNA. RefSeq names its product D-mandelate dehydrogenase-like dehydrogenase. The transcript is spliced from 2 exons. Gene Ontology annotation, molecular function: NAD binding; hydroxypyruvate reductase [NAD(P)H] activity; glyoxylate reductase (NADPH) activity. Gene Ontology annotation, cellular component: cytosol. Lineage: Eukaryota; Fungi; Ascomycota; Eurotiomycetes; Eurotiales; Aspergillaceae. Bases 1 to 1053 code for a protein of 350 amino acids. The record is from RefSeq and is a predicted model, not a curated record.